UGGCGUGUGCCACAACAUCUAGUGGAUAGUGUUAGAGAGCUCUCUCUCGAGUGUUUUAAAUCAUAAAUAAACGAAAUGGAUUUCAGCGUGAAGAAAUUAGCCUCCGGUGCUGGACUGUUUUUGACACGGGCUGUCCAGUUCACAGAGGAGAAGUUGGGCCAAGCAGAGAAGACCGAGUUGGACGCUCAGUUUGAGAACCUGAUCAGCCGAGCAGACUGCACCAAACACUGGACCGAGAAAAUCUACAGACAGACUGAGGUCCUGCUACAGCCCAACCCAAUUGAUCAUACUGGUGCCAGAAUUGAGGAGUUUCUUUUUGAAAAACUGGACUGGAAGGUGCCGUCCAGGGUUACUAAUGCAGAGCUGCUGGGUCAGUAUAUGCAGGAUGCAGCAAAAGAGUUUGAUCUUGGAACGCCAUAUGGGAACACUUUGGAGAAGGUGGGGGAGUGUGAGAAAAGAUUAGGAGAAGCAGAGAGGGAGUUCCUCCAGACGUCAGCCAUCAGCUUUCUUACACCCCUCAGGAACUUUCUGGAAGGAGACUGGAGAACUAUUUCAAAAGAACGUCGCCUUCUGGAGAAUCUUCGCCUGGACCUUGAUGCCUGUAAAACACGAGUGAAGAAGGCAAAGGUGGCUGAAGCAAAGGCCGUGACAACUCCAGAUUUUCAGGAAACCAGACCUCGCAACUAUGUGCUUUCUGCCAGCGCCUCUGCGCUCUGGACCGAGGAAGUGGAAAAAGCUGAACAUGAGCUCCGAAUAGCCCAAACAGAGUUUGAUCGCCAAGCAGAGGUCACACGAUUGCUUUUGGAGGGCAUCAGUAGUACGCAUGUGAAUCAUUUGCGCUGCCUGCAUGAAUUUGUGGAGGCCCAAGCAGCUUAUUACAAGCAGUGUCACCUCCACAUGCAGGAGCUACAGAAAGAGCUGGGAAGGCUUCCUAAUGCUUUCGCACUGAACUCCACAAACGCCAUUGCUACUCCCAGUAUGGUGACAGAAGGCAGCAGCAGCCCAGUGGAAACUGACACCCUUAAGAUCGAAGAAGUUCAAGCACCAGCUACAGGAACCCGCAAAGCCAGAGUCCUUUAUGAUUACGAUGCAGCGGAUUCCAGUGAGCUCUCCCUUCUGGCUGACGAGCUCAUCACAGUUUACACAGUGCCUGGAAUGGACUCUGACUGGCUGAUUGGAGAGAAAGGAAACCAUAAAGGAAAAGUGCCGGUCACAUACCUGGAGCUUCUCAGUUAGACAGCGCACACACGUAUGCAUGUGCAUGUGUGUGAUUGGACACAUAGUGAAGCCACAAAGAAUUUCUCACUCUUACACUAACCUCUAAUCCUCAAUAACACUUCUCCCAAAUACACAAAAUGCUUCUCAGUCAGCAGUGAAAAUAGAGACACUCUUAUAGUGACUCGAGGAAAAUCCUCAUUGGGGAUGGUUAACAUUCCUUUCAGUUUUCUGUUUGUGAUGUUUUUGUGUUAUGUGCAUCCCAAAGUUUCAAGCAGGCGUCCCCAUGCUUGAAUGAAAUUAUAUUGGUGCGUUUCAUGUCUUUGCUAUAUUUUAAAACUGCUUUCUUUGCUAAGCUCUGAUGAAGAAUUGAAUUGUAAAAGUCUAAAUUAUUCUCUCACAGAGAUUAGAAGUGUAAGCUUUCACUGAACUGGGUCUAAAUGACGAAAUGCCUCAGUUUUUCUUCAAAAGGCAGCGGGGCGCGUGAAACAAUUUCCUGUUCUUAAUUCUUUGGGUUAAAGUGGUGAUAUUAGGCGACUAAAGAAGAAGUGAAAACAAACGGGACUUCUUUAUGUUGUAUUAUUUUCCAGUCCCACUUCAUAUGUGAGGAGCAGGGAAACCAUUGAGGCCACUUUUUGGUUUGUUUGAAAGAUGUGACAGUUUCCUUCUUUUGCUGCAAAUGUGUUUGCCCCUUCCCUUUUUUUCCUCACAGUGACUCUUGUGAUUACGUUAACUUAUUGGUGAUGAAACUGUCACAUAUGAUGAUUUACCAUAGUUUACAGUUUACACUGCAGAAUUGUAAACCACUGAAACUGUUUGUGAGGA
Pelmatolapia mariae (spotted tilapia) is the source of this 2040-nucleotide messenger RNA. Its product is annotated as endophilin-B2-like. Gene Ontology annotation, molecular function: protein binding. The transcript has 12 exons. Bases 76 to 1236 code for a protein of 386 amino acids. Gene Ontology annotation, biological process: membrane organization. Gene Ontology annotation, cellular component: membrane; cytoplasm. NCBI's taxonomy places the organism in Eukaryota, Metazoa, Chordata, Actinopteri, Cichliformes, Cichlidae. The record is from RefSeq and is a predicted model, not a curated record.